Molecule: messenger RNA, 2601 nt
Organism: Nylanderia fulva
Lineage: Eukaryota; Metazoa; Arthropoda; Insecta; Hymenoptera; Formicidae
Source: RefSeq, a predicted model, not a curated record
AUGGCGGAACCGGAGGUUCAAAUUAAGGAAGAGAUACAUGAAAGCGAAUUUCCGAGGGAGGUUACGACAGAUACCGAUGCAACGGAGGAUGCAACAACGAUCAAGACUGAAGUUACGAAACACGAUUAUGAGAGACCCGAACCAAGCUUGAAUAAGGUCGGAGAAGAGAAGGAGAAGUCUUGGUUAGAGAGACGCGUGGAAAAGGGAUGGCCCUACAAAGACGAAGAACCCUUUUGGCAAUUUAUAAAAUCAUACACGGAGUUGAGGAGGGAAGACAAGCCGAGGACACUUUUAUCCGAUGUUGCGAGGCUGCCGGAAGACGCUGUUGAAGAGACACUUCCGCCUUACGAGUGCUUCCCGCUCGGCGGCUUUCAGCUUCAAUCUCGAGCCGAUCGAGCGCCGAUCAGAUUAGAUCGAUGCGGAACGCGAAUCUGGAGAAGCAUGAGAACGAGACAAUCUACAAGGGCAUUUCGAAGGAGAGGAAAAGUACCGAGGAGAACCGAAAGUGGGAAAUGGCCGGGUGUGUGGCCUUGCGUUGCGCGAGAUGAACUAAAGGGACGAGAGAAAGAAGGGCGAAGGAAGAGGCGAAGGGACUUUUUCCCUUGCGACCCGCGACCCGACGACGACGAAGUGGAGUCUCUUCUGCGCCAGGAACAGAGAAGAGAUUUCGCGAAUCGCAAAGAACUGGGCCACGUUCGCGCGCGAGUGCGAUGCGCGGAUCCCAAACGGGAAUUGUUGGUGGAUCGCGCGGUCGGCGAACGUCCUGGCUUGGUGGACGGCGAUUACGUCAUCGUAGAGUUCGAGGGACGCGACAGGCGGGUCUACGCCAACGUGGUUCUUCGCGGGUUAAAGGGCAUGCAUCUACCGGAACUGGGUCCGCUGCGAGAGCGCAGGAACACUUGGAAGUUUUGCCUCUAUCAAGCGGUGGUGGCGUUAUGUGCCAGAACUCAGCUAAGAUACAAGUACGCGUGGAGCGCCAAUAUCGAUUACAUGUACGACCUCGCCUGGACACUUUACACUCACAUCGGCACGAUUAACGUGAAGAGGAAGCAGCGUCUGGACGACGUCGUGGUGUACAACUACAAGUACGAUAUCGAGAUAGAGCUGAUUCAGGAGAUGAGGGAUAUACCGGUGAUACGGAACGUCGAUUUCGACUACGAGGAGCGCGAUCUAAGAAGACAGAUCGCGUUACGCAGAAAGGAUCCCCUGGAGGUCAGGGUGGAGCUCGGCUGUCGGAAGAUGACGAAUCUGGAAUACGCACCUGUGCACGAGGAGACACGCGGGAUCGAGGAGUGGUUCGACAAGUUGGCCGCGCGAUAUCGCGACUGCAUCUUCCGCACCAGCAGAUUCUCGCUGGCCUUCUGGCAAGACGGCCUCUUCUGGUACCUCUACAACCCUUAUCGAUGCGACGAGUUCGGCUGCUGGGACGACGACGGUCGCGCCUGCAUCGUCAAAUUUUGCUCCAAGGACUCGCUACGGAGGCACCUGAUGAUCCUCCUGUUGCGAGCCUACGCCUACCCCAAGAUUCCGAAAUCGAAUCCAGAUCGAUCGGACACGAGCGACGAGGUCUCUUUCGACGUUCAGAUCUUCCACGUCACCUUCCACCGCUGUCAGCUGCAGAAUCUCGAGCUGCUGCAACGCGGCGCUCCUGUAAAAGAGCGUCCGACGGAUCCUCCUCUCGAGAUUGAAGAGGCGACCGAUCUAGAGGAAGACGAAGAGGACGAUCCUAAAGUCCCGAGGGAGAGAGUCGCGUGGUUGAAGCGUCGACGGGUCAUUUGGGGCAGAUGCGCGCCCCAAUCGAGACGAAAGAACCGGGCCAAGGUCACCUUGAGCGGUGGCAAGGCGGCGAGAUGGCAUCAGUUCUACGUGGAGGAACCCAACAAGCUCUUCUCCCUGUGGGGCGAGAUUCAUAUAACCGACCGUACGUUCGACGAGGCGAAUCGGGGCAUGCAGACAUACGCUUGUUACGUGGUUUGUGCCGGAAUGACCAGGAUUAUGGCGCCGGAAUAUUGGACCCCGAAGAUCCUUGACGCGAUCGUCGUCUGCGGGGACCGCUUUUAUUCUCGCAGCAAGCGAGAGGCCGAACUUAGGUCCACCAUGAGCGAGUACGCUCACGUGGGCUGCUGGAGCAGAUACCUGUGCGAUCGCUUCGAGAUCGGCGGGAUCCUGUUCGAGGCCAGGAUGCUGCCGGCCAUUUGCGGUCAAUUGUACGCGAGAUCGCGCGAGUGUCUACGAGAAACCGUGGAGCGACUGUUCGCCGAGCAUCACUUUGGUAUCCUGACGUGCGAGAGCGCCUGUCUCGGGCUCUUCAAGUUCUGCGGCGCGUAUUACAUGUGUGACGUCAACUCGUUCGGGCCGCCGCUUUUUCCGUACGGAAGCGGUGCCGCCUAUCUUAUGAGGGCCACGUGUCUCGGAGAAUUCGUGAUGGUGCUCGUGUUGACCAUCGCCUCGCCCGAACGCAGCCGAUUCACCCUAAAUCCCGUGGAGAUCCUCAGAAUCGUCGAGAUCGGUCCAGCUUACGAGUCUCGCGCGAGGAUGGGUGAGAGAAGAAAUCGCUUUGGGAGAUUCGACGAACGGAGGAAGGGAAGAAAUAAAAAGUAG